AUGCUCCUCGACACCGUCAUCACCAGCCUGCUGCUGGCCGCCAGCGUUGUGGCCGUGCCCAUCGAGAACCCCUUCGAGCUUAUCAAGCGCGCCCCCAGUGCCGGCGUCGUCAUCCAAAAGUGCUCCAAGCCCGGCGUCUUCGCUCUCGCCUACGACGACGGCCCCGGCCAAUACCACUCGCAGCUCGUCGAUAUCCUGAAUAACGGUGGCGCCAAGGCCACAUUCUUCUUGACCGGCAAGCUAUACGGCUGCAUUUACAACCAGCGCGCGGCCGUGAAGAAGGCCUUCGACUCGGGCCACCAGAUCGCCUCGCACACCUGGACCCAUCCC
Colletotrichum navitas is the source of this 330-nucleotide messenger RNA. RefSeq lists its product as uncharacterized. Gene Ontology annotation, biological process: carbohydrate metabolic process. Lineage: Eukaryota; Fungi; Ascomycota; Sordariomycetes; Glomerellales; Glomerellaceae. The record is from RefSeq and is a predicted model, not a curated record. The transcript has a single exon. The annotation marks the transcript as partial. Gene Ontology annotation, molecular function: hydrolase activity, acting on carbon-nitrogen (but not peptide) bonds.